CCUAUCACAUUUAAGGGACUACGAUAAGAAAGGCCGAGAGACUACAUAAGCGCCGCGAACGUCAACACAAACCAUAGUAUUUCAUUCACUUCCUCCCAUAUUUUGUUCCUCGGCUCAGAACCGAAUUAGAUUUGGAGAUAAGAAGAUAAAAAUGCAGCCACAGGUCGCCCAGCUACGAUGUCUUCAGCGGCUCUACAGGAGUGCCAGGCCUCUUGUCGGUCUCUGCUCGAAGCCGGAGCGGCGACGCCUACACUGGGGGCAGAAGGAAGACCCCUUCACUGUUGUCACGGAAGGAAUGGUCGAUCUCGCACGCAGAAUCAAGGGGAAUUCGCCCUUCGCUUAUUCCGUCCAUAACAGCCUCCUCCUCCAUGGUCGAGGUCAUGCUCGGGAAUGCACUUUCUACACCUUGAGAGAUCACCCCGAUUCCCAUGUUGUUAUGUGGCGGUAUUUGCAACCGUCGAACACCUUGCUGGCCGUCCACUGUCGGAGGAGGAGGUCCCCCUGCUGA
Molecule: messenger RNA, 508 nt
Organism: Penaeus vannamei (Pacific white shrimp)
Lineage: Eukaryota; Metazoa; Arthropoda; Malacostraca; Decapoda; Penaeidae
Source: RefSeq, a predicted model, not a curated record